This is a messenger RNA of Etheostoma spectabile (orangethroat darter), 1935 nucleotides long. RefSeq names its product small ubiquitin like modifier 1 (gene sumo1). The coding region runs from base 119 to 424 and encodes 101 amino acids. The transcript has 5 exons. Gene Ontology annotation, molecular function: protein binding. The record is from RefSeq and is a predicted model, not a curated record. Lineage: Eukaryota; Metazoa; Chordata; Actinopteri; Perciformes; Percidae.
AUACGUAACUUCCGGUCAAUGUAGAAUUCUCACAACAUCAAGCUGGAGCUGCGGUUGUAAGCUAACGCUAGCUACAUCUAUUGUUAAUACAUUUUAACAACACAAGCAGGGGAAAAACAUGUCAGAUACGGAGACAAAACCAUCCAGCCAAGACGGAGGGGACAAGAAGGACGGAGAGUACAUUAAAUUAAAAGUGAUUGGUCAGGACAGCAGCGAAAUCCACUUUAAGGUGAAAAUGACGACGCAUCUGAAGAAGCUGAAGGAGUCCUACAGUCAGAGACAGGGCGUCCCAGCGAGCACGCUAAGGUUUCUGUUCGAAGGACAGAGAAUCGCAGACAACCAAACUCCCAAAGAGCUGGGGAUGGAGGACGAGGACGUCAUCGAGGUUUAUCAAGAACAGACUGGCGGACUCUGGAACGAUUAAACCCGUGCAAUUCUCUUUUUUUUUUCUCCUUCAUUUUGUAUUUUAUUUUGUAUGUAUGUACUUAAUUUUUGUUCAGUUUCAAACCAUCUGGAUCAGAACCGACUCUGAUCAGGGCUUCCACGUGCGAGGGUGUGAACAGACUGAGGCGAGGGAGAGGACAGUGGGUCUCGGGGUCUCGGGGUGCAGGGGUGCUCGUGCUGUUGACCCGAGCAAUAACAUGCAACGUGAGUGUUACACCCGAAUAUACAUAGACAAACAUUACUGUGGGUGUUUUGUCCCGUCUCUUUUUGGGGUGUCAGCAGGAACAAAUCAUAUCACAGAACAGUCUGCAUUAAAGUGGUAAUUCACGCAAAAAAGGACAAUGUUACAUCUGAUCUCUUAUCACAGCCGCUGGACAAGUAAAUUAUCACAAUGCCACACAGUGUGCAGCUUUGUGUCGGCUUUCUCCAAAAAGUUAUAAAAUAAAACCAGAAAUAAAUGACAGUCUUCAAACCGCCCCUACUGGAUAAUUUUAGUGAUCUGCACUUGGGGACCAAAAACAUUAAUAUCUACUCUUAUAUCUUCUUGAUUUUUAGCAAUCGCUCUGCACCCGGUCAUGAGAAAGACUGUCUUAACCAGUCCCAAUGGACAUGCGAGUACACAUGGACUCUAGAGUUUUGGGUGCAUUGUGCCUUUAAAUCUGUCUUGGACAAGCAGUGGUGAAAACACUAGCUUCUUCUUCUUCUAUUUCCCUUGUACAGGACAUUAAAAACUGUUUGGCUUGCACCCCUGUUGGUUGUGUAGACUGAGAAGUUUGACAGACUAAGUUUGGCAUCAAAGAUACACAAGGCAGUUCAAUUCCCAUGUCUGGUGUGUGGCGUUCAGGGACUCUCAGAGGGUUCACUUUGACGCUACGUGCUCAUCAACAUCUGGAUUACUGGGCUCAAUGUUCAACAUUUGUUCACAAUCAUGUGUUGCUAAUUGACCUGUAUGGUAAUGAGGUUUUAAACACAUUUUUUUUAAGCUGAUAUUUGUACUUUACUUGUAUGUUGUGUUUAGUAUUAGUGUUUAAAUGCUUUCAUAUGCAUCUCCAGUGUCUUUUCAUUUAUAUUUGAGAGAUUCAGUAAUGAGAUAUCUAAAUAUACUGCAUACCCGAUGAGGAAAUAUAUUGAUCGCUGACAGUCUUUUAAACUCAGUUUGUUCAAGGAAACAUCUCAAAAUGGCCGUCUACAAACAAUGACAUCUGCGCUUGUUUUGGGAAUUAAACUCUAGAUCUGUGUACUGUAGGACGGUCUAAUGAGCAGCCCUCAAACUGGGGCAUCUGGGAAAUUAGUAAAUUAGAGAUAAAUGACAAGAUGUGUGCACGCUGGAUAUCCUGAAGGAUGAAAUGACCAACAACAAACACGUCGCCUGUUGGCAGUCUGCUUAUUUUUGGUUAUUUCAGUCUUCACAGACACCCAUGACGCCCGGUAAAAGCUGCAAUGCAUGAUGGUUGAUCUGCACCUCUGGGACACUUCUGCUUUCAGCCCACA